AGUAUAAAAGGUGCUGCUGAAAAACAACCUGUAUCAAUCAAUUGAUUGUUACAAACAUGAAGUUACUAUUUUGUGCUCUUGUGAUAGUCUUCACCCAAGGUUUGUUUGCAGCCCCAAACCGAAAGGUGGAUGAAAUUUCAAAAGGGCGAGAUCUUAAGAAAUCACUAGCUGAAAAAUCGAACGAGUCUUACGACUCUACCGAUUUUGAUGAAUUAUAUACUAAUUUGAAGGCGACUAAACCACCAAAGGAUACACCAGAAAAAUCCAAAAAAGGAAAUUCAAAAUCCAGAGGAAGCAAACACUCAAAUUCUCGUUCCGGUUCAGGAUCACACGAGCCAAAUGUGGGUUCUAUUAAAGAUGCAGUAGCUAGAAAUCCGUUUAAAACUACCAAAGCCAACUCUAAGGCUAAGCCGAAAAACAUAUUUGGUUCAAAAUCCAGAGGAAGACAAAACUCCGCCUCUCGAUCAUCCGAACCUAAAGUCGGUUCUAUAGGCAAACUUUUAGGCGCAGUCAACGGUCUUGUCAAAAAUACCGUAGCACCAAUUCGAAACGCACCAAAAUCAAAAAUAAAUCCAAAAACAAGUUCGGACAAUUCCAGAAGACGUAAACCAAGCGACGACUCCGUUGCUGAAUCAAACGAAUCUGCAAAAGGCUCUGAUGACAAACGCAACCAUGAUCAUCGUCAUCACAAGAAUCACCAUCACGACAGCGAGACCAGCACAAGUGAGGAAAUUCCGUUGUGUCAACUUGAAGAUGGACAUGUAGUUCAUCCCAAACCACAUCAUGGUCAUCACGGCCAUCACGGUCACCACGGACAUCAUGACCACGAUAAGCCAGUUGAUGUUCCAGUCGAUGCUCCAGUCGAUGCCCCAGUUGAUGCACCAGUCGAUGCUCCAGUUGAUGCUCCAUGCGAUACACCAGUUGAUGCUCCAGUUGAUGCUCCAGUCGAUGCACCAGUCGAUGCACCAGUCGAUGCUCCAGUAGAUACACCAGUUGAUGAUCCAAUUGAUGCUCCAGUUGAUGCUCCAGUAGAUGCUCCAGUAGAUGCUCCAGUAGAUACACUAGUUGAUGCUCCAGUCGAUGCACCAGUCGAUGCACCAGUCGAUGCUCCAGUAGAUACACCAGUUGACGCUCCAGUUGACGCUCCAGUUGAUGCUCCAGUUGAUGCUCCAGUUGAUGCUCCAGUUGAUGCACCAGUUGAUGCUCCAGUAGAUGCUCCAGUAGAUGCACCAUUAGAUGCACCAGUAGAUGCUCCAGUUGAUGCUCCAGUUGACGCUCCCGUAGAUGCUCCAGUUGAUGCUCCAGUUGAUACUCCAGUAGAUACUCCAGUUGAUGCACCAGUUGAUGCUCCAGUAGAUACUCCAGUUGAUGCACCAGUUGAUGCUCCAGUUGAUGCUCCAGUUGAUGCACCAGUUGAUGCUCCAGUUGAUGCUCCAGUUGAUACACCAGUUGAUGCACCAGUUGACGCUCCAGUUGAUGUACCAGUAGAUGCUCCAGUAGAUACUCCAGUAGAUGCUCCAGUUGAUGCUCCAGUUGAUGCUCCAGUCGACGCUCCAGUUGAUGCACCAGUUGAUGCACCAGUUGAUACACCAGUAGAUGCUCCAGUUGAUGCUCCAGUUGAUGCUCCAGUUGAUACACCAGUAGAUGCUCCAGUUGAUGCUCCAGUUGAUGCUCCAGUUGAUACACCAGUAGAUGCUCCAGUUGAUGCUCCAGUUGAUGCUCCAGUUGAUGCUCCAGUUGAUGCUCCAGUUGAUACUCCAGUAGAUACUCCAGUUGAUGCACCAGUUGAUGCUCCAGUAGAUACUCCAGUUGAUGCUCCAGUUGAUGCACCAGUUGACGCUCCAGUUGAUGCUCCAGUCGACGCUCCAGUUGAUGCACCAGUUGAUGCACCAGUUGAUGCACCAGUUGAUACACCAGUAGAUGCUCCAGUUGAUGCUCCAGUUGAUGCUCCAGUUGAUACACCAGUAGAUGCUCCAGUUGAUGCUCCAGUUGAUGCUCCAGUUGAUACACCAGUAGAUGCUCCAGUUGAUGCUCCAGUUGAUGCUCCAGUUGAUGCUCCAGUUGAUGCUCCAGUUGAUACUCCAGUAGAUACUCCAGUUGAUGCACCAGUUGAUGCUCCAGUAGAUACUCCAGUUGAUGCUCCAGUUGAUGCACCAGUUGACGCUCCAGUAGAUACACCAGUUGAUGCUCCAGUCGAUGCACCAGUCGAUGCUCCAGUAGAUACAUCAGUUGACGCUCCAGUUGACGCUCCAGUUGAUGCUCCAGUUGAUGCUCCAGUUGAUGCACCAGUUGAUGCUCCAGUAGAUGCUCCAGUAGAUGCACCAUUUGAUGCUCCAGUUGAUGCUCCAGUUGAUGCACCAGUUGAUGCUCCAGUUGAUACACCAGUUGAUGCACCAGUUGACGCUCCAGUUGAUGUACCAGUAGAUGCUCCAGUAGAUACUCCAGUAGAUGCUCCAGUUGAUGCUCCAGUUGAUGCUCCAGUUGAUGCUCCAGUCGAUGCACCAAUCCCUCCAAUUGAUCUACCAAUAGAUCUACCAAUUGACCUUCCAAUUGAUAAUUCCGAAUCAAAUGAAAGUGGAGAACGACCACAUAAUUCCGGAUCAAAUGAAAGUGGAGAACGACCACACAAACCACAUAAUUCCAGAUCAAAUGAAAGUGAAGAACGACCACACAAACCACAUAAUUCCGGAUCAAAUGAAAGUGGAGACUCCAACGAAACACCAUGUGAUGGUCCAGUCGACGCUCCAGUUGAUGCACCAGUUGAUGCACCAGUUGAUACACCAGUAGAUGCUCCAGUUGAUGCUCCAGUUGAUGCUCCAGUUGAUACACCAGUAGAUGCUCCAGUUGAUGCUCCAGUUGAUGCUCCAGUUGAUACACCAGUAGAUGCUCCAGUUGAUGCUCCAGUUGAUGCUCCAGUUGAUACACCAGUAGAUGCGCCAGUAGAUGCACCAGUAGAUGCUCCAGAUACACCAGUAGAUGCUCCAGUUGAUGCUCCAGUUGAUACUCCAGUAGAUACUCCAGUUGAUGCACCAGUUGAUGCUCCAGUAGAUACUCCAGUUGAUGCUCCAGUUGAUGCACCAGUUGACGUUCCAGUUGAUGCUCCAGUUGAUGAUCCAAUUGAUGCUCCAGUUGAUGCUCCAGUAGAUGCUCCAGUAGAUGCUCCAGUAGAUACACCAGUUGAUGCUCCAGUCGAUGCACCAGUCGAUGCUCCAGUAGAUACACCAGUUGACGCUCCAGUUGACGCUCCAGUUGAUGCUCCAGUUGAUGCUCCAGUUGAUGCACCAGUUGAUGCACCAGUAGAUGCUCCAGUUGAUGCUCCAGUUGACGCUCCCGUAGAUGCUCCAGUUGAUGCUCCAGUUGAUGCUCCAGUUGAUGCUCCAGUUGAUACUCCAGUAGAUACUCCAGUUGAUGCACCAGUUGAUGCUCCAGUAGAUACUCCAGUUGAUGCACCAGUUGAUGCUCCAGUUGAUGCACCAGUUGAUGCUCCAGUUGAUGCUCCAGUUGAUACACCAGUUGAUGCACCAGUUGACGCUCCAGUUGAUGUACCAGUAGAUGCUCCAGUAGAUACUCCAGUAGAUGCUCCAGUUGAUGCUCCAGUUGAUGCUCCAGUUGAUGCUCCAGUCGAUGCAUCAAUCCCUCCAAUUGAUCUACCAAUAGAUCUACCAAUUGACCUUCCAAUUGAUAAUUCCGAAUCAAAUGAAAGUGGAGAACGACCACAUAAUUCCGGAUCAAAGGAAAGUGGAGAACGACCACACAAACCACAUAAUUCCGGAUCAAAUGAAAGUGAAGAACGACCGCACAAACCACAUAAUUCCGGAUCAAAUGAAAGUGGAGACUCCAACGAAACACCAUUAGAUACUCCAGUUGAUGCACCAGUUGAUGCACCAGUUGAUGCUUCAGUUGAUGCACCAGUUGAUGCUCCAGUUGAUGCUCCAGUUGAUGCUCCUGUUGAUGCUCCAGUCGAUGCUCCAGUAGAUACUCCAGUUGAUGCUCCAGUUGAUGCACCAGUUGACGCUCCAGUUGAUGCUCCAGUUGAUGCUCCAGUUGAUGCACCAGUUGAUGCUCCAGUUGAUGCACCAGUAGAUGCUCCAGUUGAUGCUCCAGUUGAUGCUCCAGUUGAUGCUCCAGUAGAUGCUCCAGUAGAUGCUCCAGUAGAUGCUCCAGUAGAUACACCAGUUGAUGCUCCAGUCGAUGCACCAGUCGAUGCUCCAGUAGAUGCACCAGUUGACGCUCCAGUUGAUGCUCCAGUUGAUGCACCAGUUGAUACUCCAGUUGAUGCUCCAGUUGAUGCACCAGUUGACGCUCCAGUUGAUGCUCCAGUUGAUGCUCCAGUUGAUGCUCCAGUAGAUACUCCAGUUGAUGCACCAGUUGAUGCACCAGUAGAUGCUCCAGUAGAUGCUCCAGUUGAUACACCAGUUGACGCACCAGUCGAUGCUCCAGUUGAUACUCCAGUUGAUGCUCCAGUCGAUGCACCAAUAUCUCCAAUUGAUCUACCAAUAGAUCUACCAAUUGAUCUUCCAAUUGAUCUUAAUAACUCUGAAUCACGCGAAAGUGGAGAACGACCACACAGACCUCAUCAUUCCGGAUCAAAUGAACAUGGAGAACGACCACACAAACCACAUAAUUCCGGAUCAAAUGAAAGUGGAGAACGACCACAUAAUUCCGGAUCAAAUGAAAGUGGAGAACGACCACAUAAUUCCGGAUCAAAUGAAAGUGGAGAACGACCACACAAACCACAUAAUUCCGGAUCAAAUGAAAGUGGAGACUCCAACGAAACACCAUGUGAUGUAGAUACUCCAGUUGAUGCACCAGUAGAUGCUCCAGUUGAUGCUCCAGUUGAUGCUCCAGUUGAUGCACCAGUUGAUGCUCCAGUUGAUGCUCCAGUUGAUGCUCCAGUUGACGUUCCAGUUGAUGCUCCAGUUGAUGCUCCAGUGGAUACUCCAGUUGAUGCACCAGUUGAUGCUCCAGUUGAUGCACCAGUUGAUGCUCCAGUUGAUGCACCAGUUGAUGCUCCAGUUGAUGCACCAGUUGAUGCACCAGUUGAUGCUCCAGUAGAUGCUCCAGUUGAUGCUCCAGUUGAUGCACCAGUAGAUGCUCCAGUUGAUGCUCCAGUAGAUGCUCCAGUAGAUGCACCAGUUGAUACACCAGUUGAUGCUCCAGUUGAUGCUCCAGUAGAUACACCAGUUGAUGCUCCAGUCGAUGCACCAGUCGAUGCUCCAGUAGAUACACCAGUUGACGCUCCAGUUGAUGCACCAGUUGAUGCACCAGUUGAUGCUCCAGUAGAUGCUCCAGAUGCACCAGUAGAUGCUCCAGUUGAUGCACCAGUUGAUGCACCAGUUGAUGCUCCAGUAGAUGCUCCAGAUGCACCAGUAGAUGCUCCAGUUGAUGCACCAGUUGAUGCACCAGUUGAUGCACCAGUUGAUGCACCAGUUGACGCUCCAGUUGAUGCUCCAGUAGAUGCUCCAGUUGACGCUCCAGUUGAUGCACCAAUUACUGAGGAUGAAUGCCGAGAAUCGCAAGUGCCAACAUUACCAGUCAAACAAUUCGGUCAUGGCAAAGAACUCAUUUGCACCUGCUCUUGUAAAGCAUUUGAUGAACUAAGCAGUGCAGUUAUUGCCACGCUUGCAGCCAGACCUAUAUUUGUAUCUUCUGGAAUUCCACAUGUUGGUGAUCCGAAAUUAGAUUGCAGUUGCAAUUGCGUACCUGCGCAGGAAUGCAACUGAUGACAUGAAGUAGCGGUUAACUUGUGAAAGUUUGUAAUAAAUGUUUGACAUUUAUAUGAAAA
Molecule: messenger RNA, 5785 nt
Organism: Bradysia coprophila
Lineage: Eukaryota; Metazoa; Arthropoda; Insecta; Diptera; Sciaridae
Source: RefSeq, a predicted model, not a curated record